This is a messenger RNA of Penicillium cosmopolitanum, 549 nucleotides long. RefSeq lists its product as uncharacterized. The transcript has a single exon. Lineage: Eukaryota; Fungi; Ascomycota; Eurotiomycetes; Eurotiales; Aspergillaceae. The coding region runs from base 1 to 549 and encodes 182 amino acids. The record is from RefSeq and is a predicted model, not a curated record.
AUGGUCUUCAGUCCUUCAUCUAGUAUCUAUAGCCGAUCCACGGGCUCAUUGGAGCUUCAGCUUGUGCCUAUAACACAACCUGCGAAGCCGAGAGGAUUCAAUAUACCCGACCGUCCUGAAAUUAGGGAAAUCGAUCAUGUUAUUGGGGACUCACUUGGAUUCAGUACGGCCCUCGAGGCAAGCCCUAUUCGGCUACAAAGUGCAAAGAAGCAAGGCAGGUUGUCGCAACGAGAGUUAAAGGAUUUCAGUGAGAAGGAGCUCAUGAGUCUACAAUGGGAAAACGAAUUCUUUGAGGUUUGCACCGAGACUUGGAGGAAAUUGGCAACGAGCAUACGCAAUAUCUCGCAGGAUAUGGAAUCGGAAUGUCACGCUCGGCUCCUGGAUAUGUACCUUUCCCCGCAAUCCGCCCAAUUCGAUAAUAGCUUCCUCGGCGAAAAGAUUGAGAGCAUUGAUACUGCUCUUAAGAACUCUCAUCUCAGAGAAAAGGAAGCCGCCAGGGAAUGGAAAGCUCACUGGGGCCCAUCACGAGAGAUCACUUCUUGGAUUUGA